Messenger RNA from Lottia gigantea (owl limpet), 1650 nucleotides. RefSeq lists its product as hypothetical. The coding region runs from base 1 to 1650 and encodes 549 amino acids. Lineage: Eukaryota; Metazoa; Mollusca; Gastropoda; Lottiidae. The record is from RefSeq and is a predicted model, not a curated record. The transcript has a single exon.
AUGGAGACACCAUGUUUUACGAAUCUGCUUCAGUUCUUUCUGACAUUUCUGAUCAUAAAACCGUCUAAUUCGAAAAUCAUUAAAUGGUCCUCUGAUUUAAGCAAAUUUCCGCAUCCUCCGGAGUCGUUCGGGAAUCUACGGGAAUUGGCGAGUGAAUUCCAAGGAUGGGAUCGACUAGCCGAGUUAAAUGGUUGGAAAAAAGUUCCUGACAAUUUCAGUGUUAAUGGAACGGCAUUGGAAGCAGAUGUCGAGCCUUUGGAAUGUGUUCUUCACUUCGAAGGUAACUCUUGCUUCAACUCGUGCGGUAUGUUUCGAAGUUUUUUUUGCUCCUGCGACGAAUUUUGCUACAUUUACCACUCUUGCUGCAACGACUACGAACAGAAUUGUCUGAAUGAAAGUAAACGUAGCUUAGAUCGUUAUGGCAAGUUCAUUGGAGUUCCUAUAGAUUGUAUCUCUUUGAAAGUCGGUUAUGACGUAAUUUCCGGUUGUCCAGAAGCGGCAAACGUCACCCUGUCGCAAAGAUGCAGGGAGGCGGGAGCAGAACCGCUGUCCGUAAUCCACACUGGACUUCAUUUUAAGAAUAUUUUUUGCAUGCAAUGUUUUGAUGUGAACGAACCAGUAGAGAAGUGGAAGAUCGCCGUUGGAAUGGACAGACGAGGCAAACGUUCCGCAAAGUCUUUCGAUCUCAGCAUGCUGUUCCGUAAUCAAAUUACGCAAACGCACUCGUGGGAAUUUACGUCCAAGUAUCUGACUCGACAGUGUGUUCCUGGGGCGAUCAGCAGGUGCCCGAAGAAUACACCAAUCAAAGAACAGAAACUUUGUGACUAUGCUCGGCAUCCUUUUAAACUUCAGUAUCAAGGCAGCACGAAUCUGGAACUGUACAAUAACGCAUUUUGUGCGGAUUGUAAUUCCCGUUUUCUCAAAAAUGUUUCUCAUUGUUCCUUCCUGGGUAACGAGUAUUUCAGAACAAGUAACUCUCAUCUGUUCAAAAUUCUGAUGUCUCUGGAAUCGCCCGACAGCAUCAUUGUAACCACCAUAGAAAAGACGGCCCUCUUUCCAUGGUCGAAGAUCAAGUGUAACAGUAUUGUGGAUGACGUACCAACAGGUUGUCACAUAAUGGACUGCAAGGACUCUUACGAAUUCGUUAACGGCGAGUGCGUUAGAAAGAAGAUCGAAUAUUCAGAGUGCUUUUUGUUGAAUUUUUUAUUAACGAAGGAACAAGCGGCCGAUCCGAAUUUCGAAAAAUUUAUCAAUGACAUUUUAGUGGUCACUGAAGACUUUCUGAAAGGGAUGAAUUUAACGAUUCAGAAUUACACCUUGGAUUCCGCUCCGUUGCUAAUGUCCGGAAACGUAAGGAUCGUAUUGCGCUACAACUUGGUGUGGAAAUGGAUUCCAGAUAUCAACGUCUUCAUCUCCUACGUAGAUUAUUUGGAAAGCCGAAAGGAAAUUUUUGAUUUAAAGGGAGAAUUAGGUAUCUGUACUGGCUCUCCGGAUAUAUUAAUGUGUUCGAUGGCCAAUUGUUUUUUGCUGUCGCACAAUAAGACCAUUCGUUUAGGUGGCGAUAUUGAAAUUAGCACUGCCAUGGCCAGGUCCUCUGUCAGCUGGCAUAAUUUCGUUAUGAUUCUUUUUGUUGUGUUGGUAAUUGAAUAA